CACGUGUACUGCAUGGAGCCGUACCAUUAAAGACAUGCUUUUCCAUUCUAGUUCUCGUCGCUAGGGUUUCCACCGCCCCAUUGAUGAUCAAGCUCUAAUAUUCUGCCGCUAAAUCCAUGUAAUUAACCAUCAGCUUGUUACGAAAAUGAAGUUUGGAGCCAUAUUUACGGAGUAUUUGCUAGGAGAAAAAAUGAGCUCCUUUGAUCUCAACAAAUGCUCUCAUGUCGAGUACAAGAGGCUCAAGAAGGUCCUCAAAGUUUGUAGGCAUCAUUGUCAUGACGCUAAUAAUGGCGCCAGCUGUGGCGACGAGUUUCGAGUUAUUGAAGAAGAUCGUGAUCAGAACAAUACAGUUUCUGAUAUCUGUCGCUAUCGAUCCUGCCAAUGGUGUGAUGGAAUGUUCUUCAGCGAGAUAAUGAAAGAAGCUUCUGAUAUAACCGGGUGUAUUAGUUCUAGAGUCAGACAUCUUGUCCAGCUUCAUUGCAAUACUGGUAUGCAGAGAUACUUACUACACUUGUUUCAAUGUUUCAAAAAUGAUCAACAAGCACUCGUGCUGGAAGGGCAGAUGUUAAUCGAGUAUGUUAUCAUGAAUGCUAUAGCUCUUAGGAAAAUUCUUAAGAAAUACGACAAAGUGCACAACUCUGUAAGUGGCAUGAACUUCAGGUCUAAGCUGCAGGCUGAACACUUGGAGAUCUCACAAUCACCAUGGUUGAUUGAACUGGUGGCUUUUUAUAUGAAUUUCAGUGAAUCAAAUGAAAUGAUCUGCUAUGAGCUUUGCAGUUCUUUCUCUUGUGAUCUCAGCGUUACAGAUUCAGAACCUGUACUGAAAUUGGUGCUUCCAGAUUAUGCAGUUCUGGAAUACAAUCUAACUUGUGCUGUUUGCUUGCAUACUGUUUUUCAUCCAUACGCAUUGAGCUGUGGACAUAUCUUUUGCAAGAUGUGUGCUUGUUCAUCAGGCUCUGUUUUGAUGUUUGAAGGGGUGAAAUCUGCAAGCCCAAAGAUGAAAUGUCCAGUUUGCAGAGAGGAUGGAGUAUUUGGUAAUGCAGUACGCAUGACUGAACUAGAUUUACUUCUAAAACGAAGGUUUAGAAAAGAAUGGGAGGAAAGACUUGUUGAAGAACGCGAUGAAGAUGGUAAGCAAACUAAAGAGUUCUGGGAAUCACAAACAAGAUAUUUUACAGGAAUUUGAUGUGCGAUGACAAUAUUAGAAUCAUGUACAAGGUCAAGGUAGUACUUUAUAUUGUUGAUUAGGAGUCACAACUCACAAACAAGGCAUC
Messenger RNA from Lactuca virosa, 1274 nucleotides. The record is from the annotation of a GenBank genome assembly. Lineage: Eukaryota; Viridiplantae; Streptophyta; Magnoliopsida; Asterales; Asteraceae.